GCUGAUCUGACAGCAGAUCUCAGGUCAGCUGGUCACCGACCGACCGACCGACCACAGCUGGAGAGACUCAGUCUGUUGGAUCCUGCGUGUUGACAGCGACACUAAACCACCAUGGUAGCUCUGAUAUAUACAGUCCAACGAGCAGAAGAAGCAGUCUGACAGCGACCAGCAAUGAAUGAACCGAGGACAGCUGAGACUGGGACUAUCUGAAAAAGACGCGGAAAGUUUGGGGAGUGUUUCCAGAGAUACUCUCUCUCUCUCUCUCUCUCUCUCUUCAGCCUCUUGGAUUCAGGUUUUACGCAGCAUUAUUCCAGCUGGACUCUCGACGCUUGUGGAAGAUAAAUGAUGAAGUUUAAGCCCAACCAGACCAGGACCUACGAUGGAGAAGGGUUCAAGAGGAGAGCUGCGUGUCUGUGCUUUAAAACCGAGAGAGAGGACGAGGUGCUACUGGUCAGCAGCAGUCGACAUCCAGACCAGUGGAUCGUGCCAGGAGGGGGAAUGGAGCCCGAGGAGGAGCCUUGUGGGGCCGCCGUCAGGGAGGUGUACGAAGAGGCUGGCGUGAAGGGAAAGCUCGGCAGACUACUUGGGAUUUUUGAGCAAAAUAAAGACAGUAAGCACAGGACGUACGUCUACACCCUCAUAGUGACGGAGACACUGGAAGACUGGGAGGACUCCGUCAACAUUGGAAGGAAGAGGAAGUGGUUCCAAGUUGACGAAGCCAUCAGGGUGCUGCAGAGCCACAAGCCUGUCCAUGCGGAGUACCUCCGCAGACUCACAAACACCUGUAACCCCCCCUGCGGUCCCGUGUGUAGCCCGACUAACGGCAACAACACCCCGAGUUCCCAGGUGACGGACAACAACGCGCCUCGCUAUGUUGUUUGCUACACACAGGCCUCAGAUCUCACCAACAGAUAGGACCGCCACUGCCACCACCGCCGCCACCAGCAGCAGUUCUUCUAAGAGGAUGCAUCUUGAGGAUGCACAUCUGGAAAAGACUUCUGCAUUGAUUGCAUCACUAAUGCAGCCUCUUAAUAUGUACAGUAUGAAAUGAAACCCAUUUUUGAGGGAGUGCCAAAAUGUUUUCCAAGUUUAUUUAAGAUUUUAUAUGUAUAUUUUUUAACAACUAAUAGAGCAAAUGUGUCCUUUUUAAAGCCUUCAGCUCUAGGUGGAUUUAUCUCAGAGUUCAAGGUUCCUGUUUAGUCUUUAAUGGCGAAUAUUUGACUAGCAGUGCACACAAAGUGUUUGGGCGGUUUCCUGGGAAGUGUUAGAGGAAGUCAUAUCGCCACGGUGACUCAGUGCCAAAUAAUGCCCGUCUGCAAGACGUUCUGAGGAGGAGCAGCUGCAUGUGUAUGAAUCACUUAUUGCAAUGUUUUUUGUUGAAUUGUUAUGAGACUUUUUGGCUGUAAAACUAAUGUCACCUCACUACAACUCAAGUCUUGUGAGGUAUUUUGCCUGAAGAGAGCAAAGUCUGCUUUGCUCGUCCUGUAAUGACAACCUUACACCUACACACAGUAUCACCUCUAAUCACUAGUAACAGUAUACUACUGUAAUAAAGAUUACACCAGGGGUCAGCAACCUGCGUCUCUUCAGCCCCUCUCCAGUGGCUCCCUGUGGAUUUAUAAAAAUGGAAAUGAAUAACUGUUCUUUGUUUACGUUUUCAUUUUUAUUUAUCAUUGUUGUAGGUCUAUGGUACGACGGUACGACG
Sebastes umbrosus (honeycomb rockfish) is the source of this 1705-nucleotide messenger RNA. It is a transcript of the gene nudt4a, whose product is annotated as nudix (nucleoside diphosphate linked moiety X)-type motif 4a. The record is from RefSeq and is a predicted model, not a curated record. Gene Ontology annotation, biological process: diadenosine hexaphosphate catabolic process; diadenosine pentaphosphate catabolic process; adenosine 5'-(hexahydrogen pentaphosphate) catabolic process. Gene Ontology annotation, molecular function: endopolyphosphatase activity; bis(5'-adenosyl)-hexaphosphatase activity; diphosphoinositol-polyphosphate diphosphatase activity. Gene Ontology annotation, cellular component: cytoplasm; nucleus. NCBI's taxonomy places the organism in Eukaryota, Metazoa, Chordata, Actinopteri, Perciformes, Sebastidae.